Gossypium arboreum is the source of this 2720-nucleotide messenger RNA. Its product is annotated as G-type lectin S-receptor-like serine/threonine-protein kinase At4g27290. Lineage: Eukaryota; Viridiplantae; Streptophyta; Magnoliopsida; Malvales; Malvaceae. Bases 2 to 2545 code for a protein of 847 amino acids. Gene Ontology annotation, molecular function: ATP binding; protein serine/threonine kinase activity. The record is from RefSeq and is a predicted model, not a curated record. Gene Ontology annotation, biological process: protein phosphorylation; recognition of pollen. The transcript is spliced from 7 exons.
CAUGGAGUCUAUGCUUCAACUUCUAAAGUCAAUGGUAGCCUUUUUCUACACGCCAAUCAAUGGCAAUAUAUGUAGACAAGUAGAGAGAACCUGUUUAGGAGGACACUGGAGUUUUAAUAUGGGGACGGCUCCUGUAUUCACUUUGAUCUGCUUUGUAGUACAAGUUUUUUCACACUUGGAAUUGUCAGAGGAAGCAGAUGUUUUAGGUGUAGAAGGAUCUAUUAGUGAUGGUGAGACACUGAUUUCAUCAUUAGAAACCUUUGAACUAGGCUUCUUCUCACCAGGAAAAUCAAGAAACAGGUACUUGGGAAUAUGGUACAAGAACAGCCCUGGAACUGUUGUUUGGGUUGCAAACAGGAACAACCCCAUUGCUGAACGGAAAGGGGUUUUAACUUUACGUGACACUGGAAAUCUUUUCCUUUUCAACCAGACAAAUAGUGUUAUCUGGUCAUCCAAUGUGUCUGGGACAGCACAAAAUCCUGUGGCACGGCUGUUGGAUACUGGAAACCUUGUUCUCAAGGACAACAAAAGCAUGCCAGAAAGCUAUUUGUGGCAAAGCUUUGAUCACCCAUCAGACACACUCUUGCCAGGCAUGAAAAUUGGAUGGAACUUAAAGACAGGUGAGGAAAGAUAUUUAACAUCAUGGAAAAGCGCCGACGAUCCAUCUCCCGGAAACUUCACUUACAGGCUUGACAAAAAUGGGUUGCCUCAGUUAUUCAUUGAUAGAGGAUCGGUGAAAAUAUACCGUACAGGACCAUGGAAUGGAAUUGGGUUUGGAGCUGUUCCUGCAGUUCAAAAUUUAGUCUUCAAACCAAUUGUCAUCUCUAAUGAGAAUGAGGUAUAUCAUACUUAUGAAGCUGCCAGUGAGGCGAUUACCAUGCGAUUAUGGUUGAACCGGUCUGGUUAUGUACAGCGUCUUAUAUUGAACCAGCGAAGCAAAUGGGAUGUUUUAUACUCAGCUCCAUUUGAUAAAUGUGGGAGCUAUGGAUCCUGUGGUGUUAACAGUAUAUGCAGCAGUAGGAGAGCAGAUGCUUGUGAGUGUAUAAAAGGGUUCAUAUCAAAAUCACAAGAGUCUAAGAACUGUGUAAGAGAAUCAUCACUGGACUGUCAGAAGGGAGAAGGCUUUACAAGGCUUGUUGGGGUUAAAGUGCCGGAUUUGUUGAAAUUUCAGUUGAAUGAGAGCUUGAACCCUACCAGAUGUGAGGCUGAAUGCUUGAAGGACUGCUCUUGUACAGCUUAUGCUAAUAUGAAUGUAAGUGAGGGCCGCACCAGCUGUUUGAUGUGGUUUGGUGACCUCUUUGAUAUUACUGAAGUUUCAGACAUGUACCGAGGAGAAGAUGUCUUUGUAAGACUCUCAGCUUCAGGUCUAGGAUUAACAAAUGAGUCAAAGAAAAAGAACAGAGUGGCUAUCAUCCUCGUGUCAAUCAUUUCAAGUGCAAUUGUUUUGGGCCUAAUAUCCUUCAUAAUUUGGAAGAAAUCAAAGAAAAGAGAUGUAGUGCUUCAUUCAACAAGAAUGGAAGGUGAGGAAGAUGAAAGAGAAGUUCCCUUGUUCGACUUCUCUACCAUAGAAAUUGCCACCAAAUAUUUCUCUUUUGGCAAUGUAAUUGGAGAGGGUGGCUUUGGUCCUGUUUAUAAGGGCAAUCUCCCAACAGGACAGGAAAUAGCAGUAAAGAGGCUGUCAAAAGAUUCAUGCCAGGGUGUGGAGCAAUUCAGGAAUGAAGUAGUUUUGAUAGCCAAACUUCAGCAUAGGAAUCUUGUUGGACUGCUUGGUUGUUGCAUUCAAGGAGAUGAAAGGAUGUUAAUCUAUGAGUUUAUGCCCAACAAAAGCUUGGAUUACUUCAUCUUUGAUCAUAAAAGUAGAGCACUUUUAUCAUGGAAAAACAGGGUUGAUAUUGUUCUAGGAAUAGCAAGAGGGCUACUCUAUCUCCACCAAGACUCUAAACUUCAAAUUAUUCAUAGGGAUCUCAAAGCAAGCAAUAUUUUACUAGACAGCAACUUGAUCCCAAAAAUUUCAGAUUUUGGGUUAGCAAGAAUUUUUGGUGGUAAUGAUGAGGAAACAAAAACAACUAGAGUUGUUGGAACAUUUGGUUACAUGGCUCCUGAGUAUGCGAAUGAUGGAACAUUUUCAGCCAAAUCCGAUGUUUUCAGCUUCGGUGUGCUUUUGCUAGAGAUAGUAAGUGGUAAAAAGAAUAGAGGGUACAAUCAUCCCGAUCAUCAACACAAUCUUCUAGGCCACGCCUGGUUGCUUUGGAAUGAAGACAGUGGUUUGGAAGUGAUGGACAGAGUCCUAGAAGAAACGUGUGUUAGGUCUGAAGUGCUUCGGUUUAUCCAUGUUGGUUUAUUGUGUGUUCAAGAAUGCCCAGAAGACAGGCCACCAAUGUCAUCUGUUCUUCUCAAACUCACAAAUGAAGAAGCAACUUUGCCUCAACCUAAACGACCUGGUUUCUUCAUACAAAGGGAACCCUUCAACAAUUUUAGUGCUAUCAAAAUGGCAACAGCAUUUACCGGAAAUGAACUUACCAUAUCCAUGUUUCAAGGUAGAUAGAACUUUCCUGCUAUGGUGGAUUUAUGUUUGAACAUUUUCAAAAGUAAAAUAAUGUAAUUUGCAUGUUCUAGGUGAAAGAGUUGUCUUAAUUACGUAUAUGAUCAGUUCUAAACACACAUACAAUCGUGUAAUGAAUUGACCGGUUCAAAUUCAUACAUUGAAAUGAGUUUGUCAA